Molecule: messenger RNA, 279 nt
Organism: Pseudozyma flocculosa PF-1
Lineage: Eukaryota; Fungi; Basidiomycota; Ustilaginomycetes; Ustilaginales; Ustilaginaceae
Exons: 3
Coding region: 1-279 (92 amino acids)
Biological process (GO): ribosomal small subunit assembly; translation
Cellular component (GO): cytosolic small ribosomal subunit; ribosome
Molecular function (GO): structural constituent of ribosome; RNA binding
Source: RefSeq, a predicted model, not a curated record
AUGCUGCCCUCAACCGUCCUCAGGGCAAGAUCUGCGUGGAAGGGUCCGUUCUUUGUGGCCUUCCCGAACCUCUCCGAGGCUCUCAAGAACAACACGCCCAUCCGAACAAACGCGAGGAGCUGCACCAUCCUGCCAAACUUUGUGGGGCUCAAGUUCCUCGUGCACAAUGGCAAGCACCACAUCCCCAUCUCGGUGACGGAAGAGAUGGUCGGCCACAAGCUCGGCGAGUUCGCGCCAACGAGGAAGAGGUUCACCUACAGGCUGACCAAGAACAAGUAG